Messenger RNA from Girardinichthys multiradiatus, 6218 nucleotides. RefSeq names its product transcriptional regulator ATRX-like. Gene Ontology annotation, cellular component: nucleus. NCBI's taxonomy places the organism in Eukaryota, Metazoa, Chordata, Actinopteri, Cyprinodontiformes, Goodeidae. Gene Ontology annotation, molecular function: ATP hydrolysis activity; ATP-dependent chromatin remodeler activity; ATP binding. The transcript is spliced from 35 exons. Bases 151 to 5835 code for a protein of 1894 amino acids. The record is from RefSeq and is a predicted model, not a curated record.
UAGAGCAAGACGUGUUUUUCCCUCUGCUGUUAGCCCUAAUUAGCGCCACAUUUUUGCCGUAGCAUUUUAGUGGACCGGCCCCUCCCCCCCCCUAAAAACAAAACAAUGUGAAAUUUUUGAACGACUUCUGUUGUUUUGCUGCUUUGCGACAUGUCUGCUCUAAGAGGGACCUCCAGCAACAAGCUCAAUUUAUUGGUCGACAAGCUUCAUGAAUAUUUGGCUCAUUCCAGCAUCGAGGACAGCAAUGGCUCACCUACAUCAGAGGAAUCAAGUGGUCAGACAAACAAACGGUUUUCUCUGGAGAACUCAACAGUGGAUAAUGCUACAGAGUCUGGCUUGGACACUAGAUACUCAAGGAGAAAACCUUCAGUAGUUGUAAAGCACUCUGGACUGGAUGAAUCUGGAGAUUCCAAUGCAAGCGAAGACCUGGAGAUACCUGUCAGCUCAAAUGGUCACCUUGAUGUCACUAGAUUGCCUAAAGGUACAGUGCUGGUCAGACCCGAGCCAGUGGACAACGGCAAGGAUGAAUUCAGAGGUCCAGAAUUUCGUAGCCGCAAGCCAGGAGUACUUCGCAAAGAGUUUUCAAGGAAACGUGCAGGAGGGCAACAUGUGGGAAUUGUGUGUUGCACUGCGUGUGGCCGACAGGUUAACCAUUUCCGCAGAGAUUCCCUUUAUCAACAUCCGGUUCUGAAAGUACUCAUUUGCAAGUCAUGCUACAAAUAUUACUCAAGUGAUGAUAUCAGCAGGGAUGAAGAUGGCAUGGAUGAGCAAUGCAGGUGGUGUGCUGAAGGAGGCAACUUAAUCUGUUGUGAUUACUGUAGUAAUGCUUUCUGCAAGAAAUGCAUUCUUAGAAAUUUGGGAAGAAAGGAGCUCUCUAGCAUCUUGGAGAGCAAAUGGUACUGCUACGUGUGUAGCCCAGAGCCCCUUUUUGACCUGGUGAUGGCAUGUGACACUGUCCUGGAGAAUGUAGAGCCUCUCUGGUCUCAGCAGCGAAGGAGAAACCGAGCAGAGCCGGAGAAGUCUCAACUGUACCACACGCUGUCACCACGCUCCCCGCAGAACAUUUCUUUGGAUAAAUGGGAUCACAGCGGCAUGGACGGAAACGUGGUCUUCAACUACAACAAUCUGCAAGUUUCCAAGGAUGUUACCAAAAAGGCAAAACAUCUGGUGGACUCAACAAACGCCUUAAACCAAACAUUCAUCAAUUUUAUUGAGACGGUAACAUCAAACAAACAAACUCCUAGUGUCCGUGCUGUGUAUCUGAAUUCCUUUUUAGCUGUGCUUACAGGCCUGCGAAGGUCUCUCACAGCACUAGAGGACAGCCUUAAAGAGGAAUUUAGUGACCUGGAUGUGAUGAGCAAUUGGGAAAAUAUCCUCAGCAAUGAUUGUAAUCGUCUUAUGACAAAUGCAGUUGAACUGGAUAUGUCUGAUGAAAGAUGCUUGAGUAACUUGCAGAAACUGGCAGCUGAGCACUUUGAAGAUAAUGAUUCUGAUUCCAAAGGAUACAUUGACCUGACAAGUGACUGCUCUGGAAAGGAACAGGAUUCAUGUUCUCAAAACAUCGGUCUCAAGCCAUCUACGAGUGAGGUUGAUAUGUCUAAAAAACUAAUUGUACAACUUACGCCUGUACCUUUGGAGCAGAAACAAUCAUCUGAUGUCCCAAAGUUGGAAGACAACUUCCCAGAGGAGGAAAAUAAAUCUAAGGAUGUCCGAGAAGAUGAGGAAGCAGUCGAUGUGAGUCCUAAAGAUGAGAGACAGAUGAGCAUUGACAACGCUAAUACACCUCUGUUCCUCAAGGAGAAACAAGGCAACAGGCGAUCCCCUCGUUUGAAGACGACUCCUUUGCGGCGACAAAGUGACAUGAUAAUCAAACCAUUACUUUCAGGAAGAGACAGUGAGAGUGACUCCGGCCCAGAGGAGACCCCUGACACAGUACCUGCAACAGACAAUGAUGAACAAAAUUUGAGCAGGUCAAGAGAUGAUUCCGAUUCAGAUGAAGUGCCCGCCGCCCUUCUUGAGCGGGCAGCGAUGAGGCAGAGCUCAGAUGAACCUCAGAGCGACGAGGAUGGAAGUCAAGUACCACCGGACAAGGUGGCCAAGAAAUAUCUGUUUUGGCUCACCAAGAACAGUCCGAUGUCACCAGAGAAGCUGCGGCGAAAACGCAAGAUGCUGGACCGCUCCUCUGAAUCUGAAUCGGGCAACAGAGUAGUUAAAGCUCAACAGGAAAGUGGCACAGAUUCAUCAAGUGAUGAUCAAGACUCUCAGAAGGAAAUACAACACUUGAGUACAGUGAGGACCAUCGGAAAGCCUCACCUCAUUAGACGAGAAGAGGAAGGUGUCAUGAGAAAGCAGAAGAGGGUGCAAGCCAGCAAGUCUAAAGGGAAACCUCCACAGGAUGUGACUGAUUCCUCAUCUUCGUUAAGUGAUGAUGAACAGGAAGACGACUCUGGGAGUGAUGCAAGUGAUCAGAAGAUGAAGCCGAUCACAGAAAAUGUGGCCUCUCUCGGAGUGGCAGCAUUCCAACAAUCAUCAGGAGAUGAAGAGCAAUCUGGCCCUUCAUGGGCAGCAGAAGAAGAUGAAGAUCCUGAAAAUAGAAUCGCUAAGAAAUUGCUAUUGGCCCAAAUUAAAGCCAACCUCUCUUCGGAUGAGGCCAUUUCUUCUGAAGAGGAAACUCAGGAGGGUCGGUCUGCAUCAGAUGGUGGCAGGGUACCUACUCAAGGCAAUGUGGAUAACGCAGCAAAUAAAUACGGAGAAGACCUGGUUUCAGAAUCAUCAGACUGCAUGUUUGAUGAGCCUAUGUCCAGGCACCAUCUUCUCCGCCACAAACUUGCAUUAGAUGAGGGAGCUUCAAGUGACAAGGCAGAACCUGAGGGUGAAGUAGGGAUGCAGGAGAACAAGAGAAGAACCAGGAGAAAACAUCUGUUUUCUGGUAGUGAAGCGUUUAGUGAAGGUACUGAAGAAAUGGAGAUGAGCGAGGAGCUGAGUGAGUCGGAGGAUGAGGCUACUAAAGACGGGCUCCAGAGAUCAGGCAGAAAAGAAAGAGAAGCAACUUCUGGUUUUGAACUGAAGAAGCAAGUGCCUUACAUUUUGCUGUCUGACUCCAGCAUUGAAAAGAGCGACGAAGAGGGUGCACACGAAGAGGACAGCGAAAGUCAAGGCACCCCAAAAGGACGCAAAAAGAUCCGCAAAAUUAUUGACGAUGAGAACCUCCGUGCUGAGACUCAGGAAGCCCUCAGAGAGGAGGAGGAGAGAUGUAAGCGUUUGGCUGGUAGAGUGCAGAUGGAGGACUGGAGAGAGAUAACUGUAAUCCCAGAUGAGCUGUCUCAAAUGGAAUGCCCCGUCACAACCAAGCUGGUCCUGGACCAGAAUGAAGAGACCAAGCUGCCACUGGUUCAGGUGCACAGGAACCUGGUUACGAGCCUGAAGCCUCACCAGGUGGACGGUGUCCAGUUUAUUUGGGACAGCUGCUGUGAGUCUGUGAAGAAGGCAAACUCUUCUCCCGGGUCAGGAUGUAUCCUGGCACACUGCAUGGGUUUGGGAAAGACUCUACAGGUGGUGACGUUCCUUCACACAGUGCUCCUCUCAUCAAACUUGAAAUUCAGAACAGCCUUGGUGGUUUGUCCACUUAAUACUAUCCUCAACUGGAUCAGUGAGUUCAAUAAAUGGCAACACAACCUUGGAGAAGAUAGAGUCAAGAUUUCAGAGCUGGCUACUCUAAAGGAUCAUCUGGAACGCCUUAGAGCUCUGCAGAGGUGGCAGAGAGAUGGAGGUGUUAUGAUAAUAGGGUAUGAGAUGUACCGCAUCCUGUCUCAAAACUCUAAAGCCAUCAACGAGGAUUGGAAGAAGGAACUGAAGAGCGCAUUAGUAGACCCAGGUCCAGACAUUGUGGUUUGCGACGAGGGUCACAUUCUUCGUAAUGAAGCGUCAAGGAUCUCCAAAGCCAUGAACGCCAUUAAGACCCAAAGAAGAGUGGUACUAACUGGUACACCGCUUCAGAACAACCUUGUCGAGUACCACUGCAUGGUGAAUUUCAUCAAGAAGAAUCUUCUGGGCUCCCUGAGUGAGUUCAGGAACCGCUUCAUCAACCCAAUUCAGAACGGCCAGUGUGCCGACUCCACCCUGAUGGACGUCCGGAUCAUGAAGAAGCGCGCCCAUGUUCUUCAUGCAGUUUUGGCUGGAUGUGUGCAGAGAAGAGAUUACUCAGAGCUAACUAAGUUUCUGCCUCCAAAACACGAGUAUGUGCUGUCGGUGAGGAUCUCCCCACUUCAGUAUAAGAUGUAUCGAUACUACCUCGACCAUGUCGCAAGUGAGGGCUCCAAGACCAAAACAGGUGCGCACCUCUUCAAGGAUUUUCAGGUCCUCAGCCAAAUUUGGAGUCAUCCCUGGUGUCUUCACCUCAGCAACGAACACAGGAAGAAAAAUGUUUAUAAGAAGAAUCAGUUUCAGAAAACAGCACAGCUGAUAAAUGUAGAGACAAUUGUGGCUGAGAGUGGGCUGAAAGAGAAUGAAGGAAAAGAACUGAAUGACAAUGGAAACAGCACCAUGUCUACUGAUGUACCCCAAAUUGUGCUGGAAGGAGCGAAAGCAGCCUGCAGGCCGAGGUCUCAGAGUCCCAAUCAGGCCUGGUACAAGCAUCUGUUGACUGAACGUGACGUCAGAAUCAUGGAGCAUUCGGGGAAAAUGUUGCUUUUGUUUGAAAUCCUCCGAAUGGCCGAAGACCUGGAUGAUAAAGUGCUGGUGUUCAGUCAGUCCUUGAUCUCACUGAACCUAAUUGAGGAAUUCCUCGCAGCUUCUCACGAGGCCAGAGACCCAUUAUCAUCUCUCAAAAAUGGCAGCUGGAUUAAAAACGUGGAUUACUAUCGACUUGAUGGCUCUACCAGUGCUUCAUUAAGGAAGAAAUGGGCGGAUGUGUUUAAUAACACCAGUAACUUCCGUGGCAGAUUGUUUCUGAUUUCAACGAGAGCUGGUUCACUUGGGAUCAACCUUGUGGCUGCUAACAGGGUCGUUAUCUUUGACGCAUCGUGGAAUCCUUCAUAUGACAUACAGAGCAUAUACAGAGUGUAUCGCUUCGGUCAGCUGAAACAAGUGUUUGUGUACCGCUUGUUGGCUCAGGGAACCAUGGAAGAGAAGAUCUACGAUCGUCAAGUGACCAAGCAGUCUCUCUCCUUUAGAGUUGUAGAUCAUCAACAGAUUAAGAGACACUUCACUCAUUUUGAACUGACAGAACUCUACACAUUCGAACCAGACAUGCUUGAUGAUCCAAACUCUAGAAAAAGCAAGAGGCCGACACCUAUUCUGCCAAAGGACAGCAUCCUAGCACAGCUAUUACAAAUCCAUAAAGACUGGAUAGUGUCUUACCAUGAGCAUGAAUCCCUGCUGGACCACAAGCAAGAGGAAGAGCUCAGUGAAGCAGAGCGCAAAGCUGCGUGGGCUGAGUAUGAAGCCGAGUCGAACCCAGCCAAACUCCCAGACAAUUCAAGCCAGGACACAUUGCAGAAGAAGACCAAUGAGGAGCUACUGGAGCUACUUAACAAGAGCAGAACAAAUGUAUCAGUGAAUUUCCUGAACCUGCAGAAGAUGAGGGCUCACACUAUUGAGGACUACAUCUUACGACUGCACCAACAGUACCCCCUCUUGCCUCAAGCAGAGCUGCAGAUCAAAGCCCAGCUUUGGAAACAGUCUGAUGAUAACAGACGGGAACUCGCACAGACCCUUUAUCGAGCCUCUCUCGCGAAGCAGCAAACUCUCACGCUCCAAAUUCAGGCCAUAUUCAACAGUCGACGCACCGUGACGCCCGCUAAUCCGAGUACUUCAAACCAGCCUGGGGAGGUGUGAGCGAGGAAUCCAAGCCUCACGAGGAAGACGCUAAUGUCUGCUACUUUAGUCACUUUGCUUUAUCUCUUCUUCUCUUAACAACUGAAUGUAAACUGUAAUGCUAAACACUUCCAUUGUUUUAAUGCUGCAUUAGUAUAACUGUGCACUUUAAUAGAAAAUUGUUCACAAAUAUACCUUUUAAUUAUUCUGUGUAGAAAUCAAGUGAUUCUGCAUCUUAAAAAAAUUAGAGAAGUUUUAUUGUGAGAUAAACAUUUUUUCUUAUAAAUUAAACUGUUAUAUUUUGCACUGAUAUCUCUGAAUCCAGUAUAGGUAUCUAAGAGUAAACUGGUUUCAUGGUGCAGCUCUCCUAAUGUUCCCAUUAAAACAGCCUUUCUUCAGUUAAA